GAACAAUAUAAUGUUGGUGCAUUUGCAUGAGUGACGCCGAAGAGUUGGGUUAGAAAGUGCCGGGUUUCUAGUGUUUGUUGGGGUCAUUGGGGUUCCAUUUCCAGGCAGAUACUUGUCUUUAUCCAUGGGCAAAUCAGUGAUGGCCCUGAAAGUGUUGCGAGGCCUCGUGGGGUUAAAUUUGAAGUUGAGUAGCCGCAACUUGCGCCUAAGCGCCGCUCACAGACACGGCGAGUACGAGUGGCAGGACCCCAAAUCGGAGGCCGAAGUGGUUAACGUUACGUUCAUCGACAAAGACGGCCAGAAAGUUCCCGUCAGGGGCAAGAUUGGCGACAACUUGCUCUACUUAGCCCACAGGCAUCAGAUUCCCAUGGAAGGGGCUUGUGAGGCUUCACUAGCUUGCACAACCUGCCAUGUCUACGUACACCACGACUUCACAGACAAGCUGCCCGAAGCGAUGGACGAGGAAGAAGACCUGCUGGACAUGGCGCCUUUCUUGAAGGAAAACUCCCGGCUGGGCUGCCAGAUUGUCCUCACCAAAGACCUUGAGGGACUGGAAGUGGAGCUGCCAAAGGCCACCCGGAACUUUUACGUGGACGGCCACACGCCGAAGCCGCACUAAAGGCACGUGCGUCGUUCUGUUCGGGCGUACUGUCGGCGCAGGUGACCCGAUUGUUGCACCAAAAGUGGCAAACGGUCAUCUUGUUCUGCGUCAGAGUACCCGUCUUGUCCGAGCAGAUGAUCGAGGUAGAGCCCAACGUUUCGACCGCCUCCAGGUUCUUCACCAGGCAGUUCUUCGCCGCCAUCCGCUUGGCGGUCACCGACAGGCACACCGUCACCGUGGCCAACAGCCCUGCAAACCAGCAAUAAAACUUCUCCAACGGA
Molecule: messenger RNA, 882 nt
Organism: Dendroctonus ponderosae (mountain pine beetle)
Lineage: Eukaryota; Metazoa; Arthropoda; Insecta; Coleoptera; Curculionidae
Product: adrenodoxin-like protein 1, mitochondrial
Exons: 4
Coding region: 125-619 (164 amino acids)
Biological process (GO): positive regulation of oxidoreductase activity; P450-containing electron transport chain
Cellular component (GO): mitochondrion
Molecular function (GO): 2 iron, 2 sulfur cluster binding
Source: RefSeq, a predicted model, not a curated record